This is a messenger RNA of Beta vulgaris subsp. vulgaris (sugar beet), 1395 nucleotides long. Its product is annotated as hypersensitive-induced reaction 1 protein. NCBI's taxonomy places the organism in Eukaryota, Viridiplantae, Streptophyta, Magnoliopsida, Caryophyllales, Amaranthaceae. The transcript has 6 exons. Bases 140 to 1000 code for a protein of 286 amino acids. The record is from RefSeq and is a predicted model, not a curated record.
AGUAGUAGUAAUACGGAGAAAAAAUGCAACUGACAAGUGACAACAAAAAUAAUACUUACUUACAUUUAGAAAGGCUAAAUAAGGAAGCCACACUGCUGCAAAUCUUUGCAAUUGGAAGGAGAAUUACAUAGCAACAACAAUGGGGAACCUGUUAGGUUGCAUUCAAGUUGACCAAUCCACAGUUGCUAUUAAGGAGAAGUUCGGAAAAUAUAGUGACGUGCUGCAGCCAGGGUGCCAUUGUGUCCCUUGGUUUAUUGGUCGUCGGAUAGCAGGCGAGCUCAGUCUUCGUGUACAGCAGUUGGAUAUACGCUGUGAGGCCAAGACCAAGGACAAUGUGUUUGUCAAUGUGGUUGCGUCCAUUCAAUACCGAGCCAUUCCUGAGAAGGCAAAUGAUGCAUUCUACAUGCUCAGCAAUUCUCGUUCCCAAAUUCAGGCCUAUGUUUUUGAUGUUAUCAGAGGCACUGUUCCAAGGCUAAAUGUGGAUGAUGUGUUUGAGCAGAAGAGUGAAAUCGCCAAAUCGGUUGCUGAUGGACUCGAAAAGGCAAUGUGUCAUUUUGGAUAUGAGAUCGUUCAAACACUGAUUGUUGAUAUCGAUCCUGAUGAACGUGUGAAGCGAGCUAUGAAUGAGAUUAAUGCUGCUGCAAGAAACAGGGUAGCAGCAAAUGAUAAGGCCGAGACAGAGAAGAUCAUACAGAUCAAAAAGGCGGAAGGAGAGGCGGAGUCCAAGUACCUUUCUGGGGUGGGUGUCGCAAGGCAGCGACAGGCAAUCGUAGAUGGUCUAAGAGACAGUGUACUGGGCUUUUCAGGGAACGUUCAUGGGACAAGUGCUAGGGAUGUUAUGAACAUGAUCCUCAUUACGCAGUACUUUGACACCAUGAAGGAAAUCGGUGCAGCUUCCAAGUCAUCAGCUGUGUUUAUCCCACACGGACCUGGUGCUGUGGGUGAUGUUGCAACACAGAUCAGAAAUGGACUACUUCAAGCAGCAGCAUCAUCUGAAUGAUAACAGAUAAUCCCUACCCAACUAUGGAAAAACAUAUAUAUCACCUUGCGGAGAUAUAAUUAUACCACUCUUCACUUCACUUAGAAUUAUAAGUUUGAGGAAAAAAUAAGUGACACAUACGUUCUAAUAAGUUACAAAAUAAGUUUCAAUAAUUUUCAAUAAAUUCACAAUGCUUAACAAAAAUCAGGUGAUGAAAACACACCCUUACUUGGCUCUUCCACUUUUGGAAUUUGUUUUUCUUUUCUUUUUCUUGAGGGAAACGUUGUGCUCCCGUCGAAGUUUUUACCUUCCUAUAAGACAAUGUUGUUUGUGCGAAAUAUAGAGAUAUAAUGAACUGUACUUCCUCUAUUAUUCUUAUUAUCUUAUAUUGCAAAUAUGAAUUUUUAUACUAUUUA